Messenger RNA from Symsagittifera roscoffensis, 931 nucleotides. RefSeq lists its product as uncharacterized. The transcript has 6 exons. Bases 164 to 859 code for a protein of 231 amino acids. The record is from RefSeq and is a predicted model, not a curated record. NCBI's taxonomy places the organism in Eukaryota, Metazoa, Xenacoelomorpha, Acoela, Convolutidae. Gene Ontology annotation, molecular function: S-adenosylmethionine-dependent methyltransferase activity.
CAGUUCAGAACACCCUGUCAGCUAAUCAUUAUGGGGUUUAUCAUUCUUUUAGCCCAUCAAGACAAGACUUAAGCGGUUUUGCCAGAAUAAGUGGACUAUCUCAAGCAGAAUUUCAACCGUAGAAUCGUUUUUGGAAGAAAAAAAGUCGGCCUAGCAUUGCACCAUGUCAAAAGAUAUUAGUCAAGACAGAAGUAACGCGAGUUCAACAAGUGAACAAGACGAGACGUUCAAGUGGCUGCAGGGUCUGUGGGCCAAUAGCAAGACAGUAUCCGGGGAGCAGGAGUACUAUGAGAGAAGUGCCUCUGAGUAUGAACAGAUCCAUCAGACACUCCAGUGGAGGGCACCCGAAUUGUGCAUGAAGGCCAUUGCAGACUACGAGGAGAAGAGUGGGGUUAAACUUGAUCAAAAGGGGCGCUGUCUUGACAUCGGAGCCGGAACUGGACUAAGUGGAGAAGCCCUGAGACGCGCUGGAUUUACGGGUCAAGUUGAUGCUCUUGAACCAGUAGAAGGAAUGUUCGCCCAGGCCAAAAAGAAGAACAUAUACACAGAGUGGUUCCAAGAGUUUCUAGAUGAUAAAAAGGAAAGCAAAAUUCCGAGUGCAACAUAUGACCUGGCCGUUUCAGUGGGCGUGUUCAACGACCGAUCUGCUAAAAGUUCUUGUCUGACUGAAGUGAUGCGGAUGAUCAAACCAGGGGGAUAUCUGGCCGCCAUCCUUAGAGAGGCCCAUUGGAAGGGGGACUUCGAAGAUGAGAUCAAACGACUCGAAGAUGAACGAAUACUCAGUUUAAAACACGUUGACCGCUCAGAUGUUUACUAUGAUAAUGUAUCGUCGAUGGCUUUCAUUUUACAGAAAAAUUAACUUACUUGGAGAAAAAAAAAUACUUUGUUUAUGAAAUAUUUUUGCUUGUUAAGUUUCUGAAGAUUCACAUUU